ACAAAAAAAGAUAACGAAAGAGAUUAAAAUUGACAAAUUGUUUUAGUUUUAUAUAUAUAUACAUUGAUUUUAAUUUUUUUGUUCGUUCGUUCGUUCUUGGCAACAGGGAAAUUCUAACGCAAUUAUUUUACAAAUUUUAUUAGAUUACAUAGCAACUUAAAAAAAAAAAUACAAGUAAAAGAAGAGCAAAAAAACAACAAAGCAACGGAGAAAGCAACCAACCAAUAAAUAUUUUUAAUUGAUAAUAACUAGUUAAAAAUAAAACCGCAACUCUGCAAAAACAUAGCUCCAACAACACACACACACAACGUAUUAAACGGAGAAAGUAAAAAUAGAGAUACUAAAACAACAUCCUAAUAAUAUCGCAUCAGAUCUUAUUCUGAACACACAAAAAAAACUAUACUAUUUUUUUAUGAUUUUUAUUUUUUGCUCGUAAACUGUUGGACUUGUAUAGUAUUUAGUCAUAUUAACUGAUAUACAAACACAAACAUACAUACAUACACAAAAAAAACGAAUCCUAAAAGCAUUCAAACCAAGACAUAAAAUAGACUUUCGACAAACUCACGGGAUAUAUUUAAUCAGCAAAGCUAAAUCCAAAAUAAAUAAUUAAAAAUAAAAUCGUGUGCGGUUAAAACAUUUGAAAACAAACAAUUUAAAAAAGCGGUUGCAAGUUGCGAGAUCUAUUGUUGUUAUUGGGGAGACGAUUUGAAUUGAGACUGCGUCUGUUUCUGAUUGUCGAAACAAUAUGGCAUCGGCCGAUAUAUUCAGCAGUGUUGCAACGGCUCCAAUUGCAACAACCGAGCCCAUAUUAAAUGGACACAAUGAAACCACCAUUGUUGAACCAUUGACUAUCAACGACAUCAAGAUGUUCGAAUCAUUGGACCUUAAUUCGUCCGGCAGCAGUGGCAUUGGCAAUAGCAACGAAGCCAUCAUUGAAGGAUCAUUGGAUGAAUCUGAUUCGUUGCUGGAAGACACCAAUCAAUACUGCAAGAUAUGCAAGGAGAAGCUUCGUUCACCACGCGUUAUGUCGUGUUUACACGUAUUUUGCGAAGAAUGCAUUGAUGGUUUGCUCACAGAGAGUGAAGAUCCAUUGAAUGCCAACACUUCAAUCGAAUGUCCUGAAUGCAGUCAACCAACUAUCAUCACUGGAAAGGCCGCAUCACUUCAACCGGACUAUGUGCAAACGAACAUCUUGGAUUUGUCAUCGAUGGAACCGGGUGCAUUGCAAUGUACAUCGUGUAAAAGUGCCGAAACGGCCAUUUCGCGUUGCACCAAUUGCGCAAAUUUUCUAUGUCCCAGUUGUGAUAAUGCUCAUCAUCACAUGCGUUGCUUUGAAAACCAUCACGUUGUCAUUCUGGAUAACAUUCGUAGUUCCGAUGAAAAGGUUACGAUCCAUAAACCAAUCUUCUGUGCCACGCACAACAGCGAAAAUCUCAAGUAUUAUUGCUUCAAAUGUCAAGUGCCAGUUUGUAAUGAUUGUGUUGUUGGUGACCAUAAGGGUGCCGAACAUCAUUACGAAUUGAUUGGCGAAGCCGAAAAGCUUAUGCGCACCGACAUUGAAGAACUAAUGACUAAGGCCAAAAAUAAAAUUAGCUACUGUGAUGAUGCAUCAACCAGUCUUGGAAAUGCAUUGACUGAACUUCAAAAUCAACAUGACACCGCUCAUAAUUUGAUCACCGAGACGUACAAACGUUGCAAGAAAAUCUUGGACGAAUGUCGCGAACAAUCGUUCAAAGAUCUUGAUCGAUUGCAUUCCGAACGUGAGUUAAAAAUCAUGGAUUUGAUGCACAACGUGGAGAAAAGCGUUGAAAAAACGGAAACAGCACUCAAAUUUUCAAAUAAAUUGAUGAAUGCAUCAAAUGCCACCGAAUUUUUAUGCAUGAAAAAAAUGAUUGGCACACAAUUUUUGCAACUUAUGUCCGACACACCAAAGAUCGAUGUGAACUUUUCACUUGAAUUCGAUUCGAAAGUGGAAAAAUUCGAGCAAUUGGCAUCCGAUGCAUUUGGUAAAUUUCGCACGGAAUCAUCACCACCAAGUCCAAAAGAAAGUACACCGCCACCAACACUUCCAGGUCUACCACCGACAUUAAAUAAAUCAAACAUUCCAUGCAAUAGCUCUCAGAGUGCUCUCACCGGUUCGGUUACGGCCAGCAGCCCAAUUUCGUUGCCAACAUCAAUGCAAUCAUCAUUUGAUGGUGAUAUGUCGAAUAUUGGUGCUAGCUUUUUAAUUCCACCCAGUGCACUCACACCAGAUACAGUUGCCGUACAACAACCAUCCACCCAAACAAAUGGACACACUGGACCCAUUGCACCCAUUGCAUCGUCGGUUGUCACACAAAAUGGCAACCAAGUAUUGUCGUUGAACACAAGUAUUGCCGAAUACAAUUUACAUCGUUUGGCCAAUUUGGUCGAAUCAAAUGACAUUCCGGAUGGUAUUGUGUCAUCGCCACAAAAUAGUCCAGCUCCACAAUUCACAUUGGCCGAUCUCAUCUCAAACGAACGAGCAUUUAAUAACAUACAAGCUUUGUGCAAACUUGGAAACUUCAAUAACAACGAAAUGAGUACAAAUGCCAUACCAAAUCAUCGACCGGAUAGCGUGUCAUUGUUAACGGAUUAUUCGAUUGCAUCGUCAACAUCACCAGUUGGUACAAUUGGUUCGAUCAACGAAAAUAUGAACAGUUUGAAUGGCCUGAAUGGUAUCAAUGGUCUAAAUGGAAUCAACGGAAUAAAUGGCAUGAAUCUCAAUGGGAACAAUGUUAACAUUCCGGGCCGCAUAAAAGCAACACCGAUGCAUAUUCGCUUCAAAUUUGGUAGUCUGGGACCAGCACGCGUUCAAUUCAAUUCACCGCAUGGUUUUUGUUUGGGAGUCGACGAAGAAAUCAUCGUGGCUGAUACAAACAAUCAUCGUAUCGAAAUCUUUGAAAAGGAUGGUACAUUCAAAAUGCAAUUCGGUGUUCCGGGUAAAGAAGAGGGCCAAUUGUGGUAUCCAAGAAAAGUAGCUGUAAUGCGAUCGAACAGCAAAUUUGUGGUCUGCGAUCGCGGAAAUGAACGAUCACGCAUGCAAAUCUUCACCAAAAAUGGUCAUUUCAUCAAGAAAAUUGCCAUUCGUUACAUUGAUAUUGUUGCUGGUUUGGCUGUUUCAAACGAAGGCCACAUUGUCGCUGUGGACAGUGUGUCUCCAACUGUUUUUGUCAUCUCUGAAGAUGGAGAUUUGGUUCACUGGUUUGAUUGCAGUGAUCACAUGCGUGAACCGUCUGACAUUGCUAUCAGUGGUACCGAUUUCUACGUGUGCGACUUCAAGGGUCAUUGUGUUGCGGUCUUUGGACAAGACGGCACAUUUAAGUAUCGCAUUGGUAACGAGAAAAUUACGUGCUUUCCCAAUGGAAUCGAUAUAUCAGAUGCAGGCGAUAUUUUGAUUGGUGAUUCACACGGUAAUCGCUUCCAUGUUGCUUGCUUCUCACGCGAAGGCAUCCUUCAAUCGGAAUUCGAGUGUCCACAUGUUAAGGUUUCACGUUGUUGCGGCUUAAAAAUUACAUCCGAAGGCUAUGUGGUCACAUUGGCCAAAAAUAAUCAUCAUGUUUUAGUUUUGAAUACGCUUUACAUCCAGUGAUUCGACGACUCAAACAUAAGCACACCCAACACAUCGACAAUAAGUCGCUGAUAAGGAAUACGCUAAAACCAAACUGAUUUAACUGAUCUCUUUAAUUAAUUUUACGGUUUUUUUUUUCUCUCAAACCAGGAAAAAAUAUCAAUUAAGUGAAACAUGCAAAAAUAUGCAAAGUAAUUUUACAAAAUACAAACAA
Messenger RNA from Contarinia nasturtii (swede midge), 3803 nucleotides. RefSeq names its product brain tumor protein (gene mei-P26). Gene Ontology annotation, cellular component: chromatin; nucleoplasm. The record is from RefSeq and is a predicted model, not a curated record. The transcript has 7 exons. The coding region runs from base 746 to 3610 and encodes 954 amino acids. Gene Ontology annotation, biological process: positive regulation of DNA-templated transcription. Gene Ontology annotation, molecular function: zinc ion binding; ubiquitin-protein transferase activity; protein binding. Lineage: Eukaryota; Metazoa; Arthropoda; Insecta; Diptera; Cecidomyiidae.